Grammomys surdaster is the source of this 2468-nucleotide messenger RNA. RefSeq names its product CMRF35-like molecule 3. The coding region runs from base 64 to 723 and encodes 219 amino acids. The transcript has 3 exons. NCBI's taxonomy places the organism in Eukaryota, Metazoa, Chordata, Mammalia, Rodentia, Muridae. The record is from RefSeq and is a predicted model, not a curated record. Gene Ontology annotation, cellular component: plasma membrane. Gene Ontology annotation, molecular function: transmembrane signaling receptor activity.
AUAGGAUAAGGAUGCAGAUCUCUCUUGGGGAAAGGAAGCCCUUCACUGGUUGUUAUUCAGUUCAUGAACUCUGUCCUUGGAGCAGGAGAUCAGUGGUCCAUGGGCUUGUGUUUUCCAGGCUGCUGCACUGCUCAGGGUCCAGUCACAGGUCCAGAGGAGGUGAGCGGUUAUGAGCAGGGCUUCUUGACAGUGCAGUGCCGAUAUAACUCAGGAUGGAAUAAUUACAAGAAGUACUGGUGCCGAGGAGCUUACUGGAAAUCAUGUAAGAUUCUCGUUGAAACUGAUGCAUCAGAGCAGUUGGAGAAGAAGAACCAUGUGUCCAUCAAGGAUGACCAGACACACCGCAUCUUUACAGUGACCAUGGAGGAUCUGAGGAUGAGCGAUGCUGGCAUUUACUGGUGUGGAAUUACGAAAUCUGGAACGGAUCCCAUGUUUAAAGUUAGUGUGAACAUUGACCCAGAACUGACAACCAUACCCGCAAUUCUGACGUCCACACCAACCAUGGAGGACAUUGGCAUGGAGAACAUUAUCAAGGAACAAGAGAUUCAGAGCAGCCUCUUCAUCUGGUCCCUGCUGAGCAGCCUCUCCUUCCAGCUGUUGGUCUUUGUGGUGUUUCCCCUGUUCCUGAGCAUGCUCAGUGCUGUCCUCUGGGUGAACAGGCCUCAGAGAUCCUCUGAGGGAGGUGAAGUUGGCCUGGUGAAGACCCAUAGUUCUGUUGCCUAGAACAGAGAGGAACACUUCCCAGGAGAGGGAAAAUGAGCUUAACCUCUCUGUCUCUCUGUGUCUAUCUCUCUCUCUGUCUCUCUCUCUCUGUCUCUCUCUCUCUUCCUCUCUCUCUCUCUCUUCCUCUCUCUCUCUCUCUCUCUCUCUCUCUCUCUCUCUCUCUCUCUCUCUCUCUCUCUCAUGUGUGUGUGUAUGUGUGUGUGUACACAUUGUAGCAGCAGAUGUGUACAUGGAGGACAUCUUCAGGUAUCCUUCCAGUAUUGUUUGAGACAGGAUUUCUCACUGACCUGGACCUUUCCCAAGUAAGCCAGAUAGCUGGCCAGGAACUCCAGGGAUCCACCUGCCUCCACCCCCUAUUCUGCCAUUACAAGGACAUGCAAUUGCCCUCACUUAAAAACAAACAAUCCAACAAACACUGAAGGUUUUAGGGAUUGAAUUCAUGUCCUUGUACUUACAAGGAAGGCAAGUGCUUUACCAACCGAUCCAUCUCUCCAGUCUGGAAAAGACUCGUUCUAUUAAGGAACAACUGAUCAGCAGAACAAUGGCUAUGAGGUGCCUGUGGGCCCAGACUCAGACUAAGUCCAGUCCUACAGCAGGGACAGCUGAGUUCUGGAAUUUAUUCAUAUCUUCCAUCUCUCAGAACAUCCCACAAUGCCUACUUAAGUCUCUCUUCCACUGGCAGCUUCAAGGGAAGUAGAAAAUACAAGAAAAGUUCAUGUUUCUUCCUAGGGCUUCAGAUCCUUAGAGAACACAUGCCAAUACAAGUGUGUAGGCCACCAGUCAGGUGACUGAACAAAUACCUGGAAUUGUGGCCUCUCCAAGUGGCAUAAAAAUUUGCCAUUGUCACAGUGAAUAUCUAUCCCUUAUGGACUGGACACACCCUGCUUCCUUUUUUGUCAAUGCAACCCAGUGACUAAGCCCAUUGCAAACAUGGAUGGAAUAGUGACCGAGGCUCUUUGCCACCUGAACAGGUCCCCAAGUAGUAACUUAGUCUUGGUCUCUGAAGUUUAGAUUCUGUGACCAGUGAGACCAAAUGGGGAGCUAAGCUGAAGGAAGGCAGCUGGCCUCUCAAGAGUCACAAACCCACAUCACUCCAUGACCCCUUCAGGGAUUCUCACUGCACCAGGCCUUACAACUGUUUCUCCCUUAGUUCAGAAGCAUCUAUUGAAUGUCUAAAUGUUAGACACUCUCCACAUAUAAGCUCUAAAAUAAGAAACACCCAGUAAAGUCCACAAUGGAAGCCGAGGGGCUCAAACAGAAAUGUUCUGCAGGAAAAUAGUUGUUUUCAGCCCUCCAGCCUCAGCCCUGCUGUGUUCUCCACCAUGACACAGUCUUCUCCCCCCGCACCCCAGUGAGGCUCUGACAACCGCAGCCAAACUCACACUUCACAAGGGUGAACCCCUACUUUGAAUGAGAAGAGUCGCCAGGUUAACAUCGUCUCCUUGGUGACAUGUGCUGGGCUCUAGUGAGCCUGGCUGUCUUGAAAGGACAGAUUUCAUUUGCUUCCAGGGUAUAGCUGCUGCUCAGACAAAGAAUCCCAGUUAAAUGCAGUGGGACACACCAUAACACACACACACGCACACGCACAUGCACACGCACACACACGACAUGUAAUCUGGAAAGGAGCUCAUUAGAGCCUGUAGGCCAGGCAGUGAUGGAGCACAUCUUUUAUUCCAACACUCAGGAGGCAGAGGCAGGUGGAUUUCUGAGUUCAAGCAUCAGCUUGGGUUACAGAGUGAGAUCCA